AUGACCACGCUUGCUGUUGGUGUCCAUAUUGUAGCAUGCUUGCAUCUUCUGCUCACUCCCGCAGUCGGCGUCCAGAAGUAUGACAGUGCUUUCGAGAAGCUGAUCAAGGAAAAAUCAGACAGAAUCCAUGAGAAGCUAACCAAGGAAAAGUUCGACAGCGUCCACGAGAAGCUGACCAAGGAGAAGUUCGACAGCGUCCACGAGAAGCUGGUCAAGGAGAAGUACGACAGGAGGGAGGGCAGGACGACCCGGUUGACGAGGGAAGGGGCGCUCGAGCAGAGUGCGGACAAGACCGACCUGGGCAAGGUGAACCGGGCGGGCGUCAUCCACUACAAGCGUGCAGCCUUCAAGAAGACCAAGCGGGAGGACGGGAAGCUCUUCUGGCCCGACUCUGGCAACCGCGAGGGGCAGCUCUACUCUGGCGCGGCGGACUUCACGGAGAAUCUCUCGUGGGGGUGGCAUCACCCGAGCGGGGUCUACAACACCAUCCCGGUUGGUAGCCCUCUCAUCGACGACGAGCGGAACAUCUACCUCGGUGCCGACGACGCUAUCCGGAAGUUCGACGUCACCGGCAUCCUCAAGUGGAGCUACGCCCCCCGAGGUCAGCUCGCAGCGGCGCCCACCCUGUGCGUUGCCAGUAGCAGGCGCCAAGCGGCCCCUGAGAAUGACGACGAGAUGGAGGAGGACGAGCUGCGGCCGGACUGGGCCAAGGGCAGCGAACCGACGGACAAUUCCCAGUUCUUCAGGGAGUUCAGGGUCGGCGACCUCGUCAAGGUAAAGCCAGGAUCGAGCUACCGAGCGGACGGCCAGCAGCUGUACAAGGCAGGUGACCAGGGGCUGAUCUCCGGCAUCGUCGAGGGCGAUGGGGACCGGGACAAGGCCGUCAUCCAGUGGACGCGCACCGGGCACAAGACCGUUGUGCAGCUGCGCGCCUUUCACAAUCGGUUCGUCCGGGUGGCGCCGAAGCAGGCCACCGUGACGCCUGCCAUGCUGGUAGGGAGCACCACAGCUGGUUACGUGUUCGCGCUCGACCUCGCAACCGGAGAUGAGCUGUGGGCAACCUGGGCCUCAAACGAGAUCUCUGGCGUCAAGGGGGCUGUGGCCUGUAAGGGUGGAAUCGUUGUGGUCGCAACCGACCGCUGCACUGACCGGUACUGCUACAGGUACCGCAACCAGACCAAUGUGUUCACGCCCGGCAACCUGGUCGUGCGGGGUCUGAGUGCAGUUGACGGCAGUGCUGUCUGGGCGUACAAGACCAUGUCGCCCGUGUGGAACAUGGUCCCACUGUGGGGCCCGGAUAACACCGUGCUGUUCCAGGACUGGGAGGGCAGGGUGUAUUCCUUGGACUACCUGACCGGCGAGCCCCACUUCAGGGUCGGGGGCGACAUCGGGACGCACACCAAUGCGGCCGCCGUGUACGAUCCUGUCUACAACAUGGUGUUCGCCCUCGGCAUGGUGCACUACAACGUGAUGAACUACCACAUGGCCGACGCCCUCGGCGUGCCGACGGGCAAGUACUGCAACCCGUAUCCGGCACCCGGCAUACUCAUCAACUGCUGGACGUGGCCAGGUGGAAGGGGCUUUGUCCGCGGCUACAACGCCACCUCUGGCAGGUUGAUCUGGGAGCAGCUGACGCCAGAGCCGCCAGCCAGCGGCACCACUGGCAUGCUCAACGGCCACGGUGCCGUCGGCGUCGGCACGCACUCCCGCCUGGUGGUCACCAUGGGCUUCAACUGCUGGACCAACUCCCCCUCCCAGAUCUGGGCCCUGGACCCGAACAACGGCGACAUCAGGUGGAUGCGGGACGGCCCGACGCUGUGGACCAACUUCUGCGCUGGAGACAAGGAGGGCGCCGACAUCCGCCGGGCCAUGGGUGGCCGUGCCGCGUGCACGCCGAACAGCUGGUCCGCACCAGCGAUCGAUGCGGCCGGCGACGUGUACGUUGGCAGUCAGGUCGGCGUGCUGUCGCGGUACGGCGCGCCCAAUGGAGGGGGGUCCAGGGACGUCCAGGUUCUCUCGACCCUGACAACUGGCGUGGCCUUCCAGGAUGCGGCCAUCGCAAUUGCUGAUGGUCUCAUGGCCGUGUCCACGUGCACUUCUCUGAUUGUCUUCCAGACCUACGCAGAUCAGUUCCCGAACGGGACCUGGUCGAUUUCGCACGGUGACUACACGCCGAGCCACGGAAUGGUCCAUGGCGACGACGUGAGCCACGAGAUCAGUGAGACUGCGCACGACCAUCCCCUGGCGGGUGGGCCGCCAGGACAGUGGGGACAAUGA
Messenger RNA from Prorocentrum cordatum, 2277 nucleotides. The record is from the annotation of a GenBank genome assembly. Lineage: Eukaryota; Dinophyceae; Prorocentrales; Prorocentraceae.